AUGAUGUCCAUGAACAGUAAACAGGCGCAUUUCGCCAUGCAUCCGUCCUUACCGGAGCACAAGUACACGACUCUGCAUUCCAGCUCAGAAGCCAUCCGAAGAGCCUGUCUGCAAACUCCACAGCUGCAGAACAACAUAUUCGCAAGUCUGGAUGAAACUCUGUUGGCCCGUGCCGAAGCUCUGGCGGCCGUGGACAUCGCGGUGUCUCAGGGCAAGACUCACCCGUUCAAGCCGGACGCGACCUACCACACCAUGAACAGCGUGCCAUGCUCUUCUACCUCCACCGUGCCACUGGCCCAUCACCAUCAUCACCACCACCACCAUCCCCACCAGAACCUGGAACCUCCGGACCUCAUGGACCAUAUCAACUCCCAGUCGCUUAGCCUCAUGAGCGCGCACGACGGGGCCGGAGGCGGCGGUGGCGGCGGCGGGGGUCUGAUCUCCACCUCGGCUCACCCACACUCGCACAUGCACGGCUUGAGCCACCUCUCUCACCAGGCUGCUAUGAACAUGAAUUCGCCCCUGACACAUCACGGGCUUUUGCCCGGACACCAUGGCGGUGGUCAGGGCGGACCGGGACUCAACAAUGGACUGCCCUCAAUCACUGACUCGGACACAGACCCAAGGGAGCUAGAGGCUUUUGCGGAGCGUUUCAAACAGAGACGAAUCAAGCUAGGGGUUACCCAGGCGGACGUUGGCGGUGCCCUAGCUAACCUGAAAAUUCCCGGUGUGGGCUCGCUAAGCCAAAGUACCAUUUGUCGGUUCGAAUCGUUAACUCUGUCGCAUAACAACAUGAUCGCACUCAAACCCAUUCUACAGGCAUGGCUGGAAGAGGCCGAGGGUGCCCAGAGAGAGAAAAUGAACAAACCCGACCUUUUUAAUGGAAGCGAGAAGAAGCGAAAGAGAACGUCGAUAGCAGCGCCAGAGAAACGUUCUUUGGAGGCUUAUUUUGCCGUGCAACCCCGACCGUCCUCUGAAAAGAUAGCGGCGAUAGCAGAAAAAUUGGACUUGAAAAAGAAUGUUGUGCGAGUAUGGUUUUGCAACCAAAGACAAAAACAAAAGCGGUUGAAGUUUUCGGCAUCCCACUGAUGGAUGGACACGUGUUGUUCGGACUGCAUUUGGGGACCAAGGAACAUACACACACAAACAUCGUUUUCAGUCUGCUUUUGACGCGGAAGAAUUUCAAAGCGGUGUGGCUAUACAGACAAAUGAUUCUUACUCGGUUUUGUGAAGUUUGAUAAUCCCACCGAUUUAUUUUCACGAAACUGGUGAAUGUGAAGUAUGCAAAUAACAGGUAAUCCAGACCAACUAAUUUCACAGUUGCUCUGACGAUACACAUACAGUCCUAGUGAUCUCUGCCUUUUGGAGAAAAAAAACAUUGCGAUACGAAAUGAAGUUAAGCUUUACUUUUAUCGAGUUACUUUUUUCCAGUAACGCAUAUUUUAAAUGAUCAAAACAGCCAUGGAAGGAUUACCUCAUUGUUUAGCGCUAUGUUGUUUUACUGAUUUAUGUAUUUAUUUAUCUAUUUAUUUACUGAAAUAUGUAUGUAUUUAUUUAUCUGUUUGUAAAAGCGUUCAAAUGCUACUGAGUUUGGAUAUGCCCGAAAGCAGGCUCCAUAUUAUCAGUCUUAACUAAUUAUCAACGAGUUCUGUCAUUUGGUGUUCCAAAGGUAUAUGUCUCACUGGAGAAUAAAAAUAAAAAAGGCACGGCAGAAGAGAUAGAAUAUGAGUCCCCUUCCUACUCUGAGGGCAAACUGAGGUUGGCCAUCACCACCCGUGUUUAUUUUGAAUUUGCACUGAAAUUUACUGUUUAGAUUGGUUAGAUUAUAUUCGAUUCUUUGUGUAUAUACAAAUGAUAACACUUGCUCACAGAACUAUAAGAGGAGUCCAAAUUUUCUUUUCAUCCAAAACAGAUGUUUCAAUAUUUUGUUGUCAUAGGUAUUUGUUGCCCAACGAAAAUGUCCAGUGACGGACUUAUCUAACACGCGCAUGACUCAGACAGUAUACUUUACAUUCAGAUGAAAAUGUAUUCUGAAAGAUCAAAAAAGAGAAUCUUUAUUUCUUUUGUAUAUUUUGGUUUGCAGUGCAAACAUUCUAUGCAUUUACAAAAAAAAGAAGCACUACAUAGAGUAUCUACUGGUAGGCCUUUGUGGUUGGUGUAAAAUCACUGUUAAAUGCCUGUUUUCACACAUUGACACAACGUUGUUUGUCGUGUUAAUUGUUAAAAGAAAAAAAAGACUUAAGAAAAAAAGUUUGUGUAAGUAAUAAUUUAUUUUGUGCACACGUAUGUUUACAAAUGAGGCCACAUGUGUGUCACACUUUCAUACCUGUGCACCCAUCCGUCCGUGGAGCUGUCUCCUCUGUUGUCCUCUCUUUCAGUUUUACAUGCACUCACUCCAUCUUCUGUCCAUCAUUCUGUAAGCCAAA
This is a messenger RNA of Sardina pilchardus (European sardine), 2426 nucleotides long. RefSeq names its product POU class 4 homeobox 1 (gene pou4f1). Gene Ontology annotation, molecular function: RNA polymerase II cis-regulatory region sequence-specific DNA binding; DNA-binding transcription factor activity, RNA polymerase II-specific. The transcript is spliced from 2 exons. NCBI's taxonomy places the organism in Eukaryota, Metazoa, Chordata, Actinopteri, Clupeiformes, Clupeidae. Bases 1 to 1089 code for a protein of 362 amino acids. The record is from RefSeq and is a predicted model, not a curated record. Gene Ontology annotation, biological process: regulation of transcription by RNA polymerase II.